CAGUCAAGUCAGUCGCCAAAUCAGAUCAGUUUGAUUGAUCAGUAAAAAUUGUUGAACUGCUAGCUGGCAAGAACUGUUUUGCAGAUAUUAAGUAUUGAUUUUCUCGUAUUGUUUAUAUAAUGGAACCAAAUCCUGUAAUUAUUGCUGCUACAGCUAAACAAACGGCAUCUCUUAUAUUUCUUCAUGGUCUGGGUGACACUGGCCAUGGGUGGGCAAAUACUAUCGCGGCUCUCCGUGGGCCCCACAUAAAAGUAAUAUGUCCGACAGCUGCAACUAUGCCAGUGACGUUAAAUGCGGGUUUCCGUAUGCCGUCAUGGUUUGAUUUACGGACUCUGGAUGCUACUGCUCCUGAAGAUGAAGAGGGUAUAUUGAGAGCUACUGACCUUGUUCACCGUCUCAUUGCCAAUGAAAUUAAAGCUGGAAUACUUCCUAAUAGAAUACUGUUGGGUGGAUUUUCUCAAGGAGGAGCUUUGGCUCUUCAUGCUGGUUUGACAUAUCCAGAACCUCUUGCUGGAGUAAUGUCCUUGUCCUGCUGGUUACCCAGACAUGCCCACUUUCCUGAUGCAGUGAAGGUUCCUGCAGAAAUGCUGAUAUUUCAAGCUCACGGUGACUGUGACCCAGUCGUUCCAUUCAAAUGGGGACAAAUGACAGCUUCAUUCCUCAAGACAUUUAUGAAGAAUGUUGACUUCACAACAUACCAAGGAUUGACACAUAGUUCUUCAGAAGCAGAACUUAAAGAUAUGAGAGCAUUUAUAGCAAAAACUCUGGGUUAAAGAAAUUUUUGGGAUCCUUAUAAAAGUACAGAAAUUAUUUAUGAUCCCCGUCAUGUUAAAAUAGGUACAUAACAUAACUGUUAGUAACUUAAUACUUGGAACCUUGGCUGUAAAUCCGUCAUUUUACUAUCUUAUUCCAUUCCAUUUGAUAGAAUCAUGGGCAGUUUUCUGUGGAAUUUGGGUUGUAAUUCCAACAGACCUGAAAUUAGUGUAAGGAGUUGCGCCUAGCUAUCAUUUAAACAUGAUGUAAGUGUAUCUAAUAGCAACUGGGUUUGCCUACUGUCUUUGUGUCCCAUUACCUAACCUCUUCUAGUAGACGUAAUACAUAAUCAUUACAACCUCUCAUGUAUUAUAGAUGUCAGAUAGAUAUCGUAAUCGGGUUCGUGUUCAAUACGAUGUUUUCGAUGCGAUUCCCAAGACAAACUUGGAAAGUUUUCAUUGCUUUAGAAGGCACAAUAAACCGAAGGUGGGGGCGCGUUAACAUAGGUAUCACGACAUCGUUGUGGUGGGUGGAUCUCUACAUCCCAACCACGAUAUGCAUGAGAGCAACAAUAAAUAGGCCGAUGAUGUGUUAAAUUAGUUUAAAAGCUUAAUUUCCUGAUAAUAAAUAAAAGUAUCUAACACACUCAGUGAGAAACAGCGUUAUUAUGUUUUAAUAAUUAGCUUCCAGAUAUAACAAUGUAGUAGCGAGCAGGCGAAGCAUCAUAAAUAAAUACUGCCUAGCCUAUAGAUAGAUAGACAAACCACUGAAACUCGAGUAAAAUUAUAAAUUUACUAGAUGUGGCAUACAAACCAAAACAGAAACACCAUACUAAUCAUUUUUUUUUCUAUUAUUCCAUUAGUUUUGUGUUUGCAUACAUACAGUUCUUUGUUAGGUAGGUAGAUAUUUUUUUUAUUGUUUUUUAUUAUAUUUUAUUGUUCACGUCAAACUAAAAUAGAGUUAUUUACUGAACAAAGUUUAUGUUCUUUUCUAUUUAUCUGUAUUUUUUGUUCAUUAUUAUGUAAAUACCCUCAAAAUAAAUUUCCUGUCAUUCCCUAACUAUUCUAGGUUGAAUCAUAGGCCAGUCUUAUAGUAAAUUACUUUUAAGAUUUCGCGGCAAAAUAAAAAUCUAAUUAGGUAUUUUGCAAGUUGAGGAACUUUCAGGAUUUAAUGAAGUAACUGCUCAUGCUGUUGCAGAUUAGAGCUUUGUCCAUAUAAUAGUCGAUUUUUUUUUUUAACAAAGGAGUAUUGAGUGUAUAUCUCGCACAUUUCCGGUAUUGACGAGAGUGAGAUGGGUCAGUCGGGGCGGGGUCAGUCAACACGUAUUCUUAAUUUGUAAUUGUUAAGGACACAUUCAUAUUGACUAUUUAUUGUAGAGAUUUUUUAGCAACACCUAUUGAACAUUCAUUAAAUAAUUGCAAUUUCCAAACAGCUACCAACUAACGUAUUUACAUAAACAACCUCAUCCUCCGAGACCUUUUCCCAACUAAGUUGGUGUCGGCUUCCAGUCUAACCGGAUGUAGCUGAGUACUAGUGCUUUACAAGGAGCGACUGCCCUAACUGACCCCCUCAACCCAUUUACCCAGGCAACCCAAUAUCCCUUGGUUAAAGUGGUGUCAGACUUACUGGCUUCUGACUACCCGUAACGACUGCCAAGGAUGUUCAAUGACAGCCGGGACCUACAGUUUAACGUGCCAUCCGAAACACAGUCAUUGGUGUCUAGUUAAACUUAGAUAGUACAUACAAACUUAGAAAAGUUGCAUUGGUACUUGCCUGACCUGGAAUCGAACCUGCGCCCUCAUCCUCGAGAGGUUGGUUCUUGUGGAACGGACUUGGUUGUUUCUAUAAAAAUCACCCAGAAACCCAGUGAAAAUCUGCAGCAAGUUCUCGUUUGUUAAAAAAAAAGACAGAGUAUAGUACUUACGUUAGUAGUAGUACCAGCAUAGAAGCAUUAGAUAUGAAACAUUAUUUUAAUGAUAUUUCGAUUUGGCGAGAUUCGGCAAAUUAUUGUACAUAUCCAUUGGCAAUUCGUGAUAUUGAUUUUCGUUGAAACAUGGUUUUAACGAAACCUGUUUGUAAAUAAUGGUACCAACCAAAGAUUGUCCAAAAGGUAACACGGUUUUACUAUCGCAUUAAUAAAAAAAGAAAAUUCUGUUGGAUCUACAACUAGUUUUCCCGACACUCAUUGCUGCUUGUAGGUAUUUAAGGAUAAUAUAUAAAAGAUGAUACAUAGUUAGGUGCAGGUCUACACAUCAUAUAUGGCGUAGCGUAAAUACCAACUCUUUGUAGUCCUAUUACGCGGUUUUAUCACGAUGAUUUUGUUCUCGUCGCUCACACUACUUGAUUUGAGCAUCAGGACCGAUAAUUAUACCCACUAACGGUACACAAGCCAGAGAUAACCAUAUGACCGCGCUCUUUGCACCCUAUGGCAGCAUAACACUCAAUGGGCACCCUAAUGGUGCGUCCUUUGUGAGCGAUCCGGAUGCGAAUGCGAAGCGGCGCAGCGAGGCGCGACAACAACAAACAGUCGAUUUCUUUUGAAGUGGCCGACGACGCUGACGUGGCGCAGGGGUCCGAAUUGAAUAGAAAUUGAAUUGCAAGAGCAGUUAUAAACUUAGCGGGCAUUCUGCUACUAAUAUAAGAACAAUCAUAUUGCAAUCGUAAAUCAUUAGCAAGACAAACGAUUCAUUAUUGAAUGACAGAAAGGGAUAAAAACGUUUAUUUCAAAGUAAUCGCGGAAUGCCACAUACGCUUCAAUCGUAAUCGAGUCGUGAUUGGAUCUCAGUCGGAUGUGAAUCGUACGUCGCUUAAGUAUAGCAGAAUCGUGCCCCAGUACUGCGCGGUGCAGCACACAUUCGACAUUUUGCUUCGAAUAGCUUCACAUUCGCAUUGAUUCGUUCAAGAAGGACGCACUCUUACAGCCAGUUUCUUCAUCAAAAGUAAAAGCCAAAGUAAUGUCAUAAAGUGAAAGUAACGGUCAAAUUCGUUUUUUCAAGGCUGAGUAGCAGCAAAACUAAUAGAAAAAACUAAUUUGACCGUUACUUUUACUUUAAGACAUUACUUUGGCUAAUACUUUUGAUUAAGAAACUGGCUGUUAGACUUCAUUUGUAAGAACUAAUAGCUUCAAAAAAUUACGCUUUAAAACGGCCAUUAAAUAAAAAAAAGAGAUUAUUUUCGUAUGUUUACUUCACUUACGGCCAGUUUCUUUAUCAAAAGUUAAAGUUAUGGCCAAAGUAAUGUCUAAAGUAAAAGUAACGGUCAAAUUCAAUUUUUCUAUUAGUUUUGCUGUCACUUCCUUGGAAUAACUUUAACUUUUGAUGAAGAAACUGGCCGUUACAGUCAGUUUCUUCAUCAAAAGUAAAGGCCAAAGUAAUGUCGUAAAGUAAAAGUAAAAGUCAAAUUCGUUUUUCACGAUUUUAUCUACUUAUUAGUUUUGCUGUUACUUUAGUAUUGAAAAAACGAAUUUGACCGUUACUUUUACUUUAUGACAUUACUUUGGCUUUUACUUUUGAUGAAGAAACUGGCUGAUAAUGUCAUAGUCAAAUUUUUCAAUCGAUAAUGGGAGUAUCCAAUGGUAUGAUAUGCACACUUAUCUAAUUGGUAUGUACUAAGGUUUUAUUCUUGUAUAAAAAUAUACUUAUUAUUUUUGGCGUAUUCAAAAAAAAUCUAGCCAUAUAAAAUGUGUAAUACUGUACAUACGUAGAUAUUAUUCUUGUAAAGUUAGGAGGAACCCCAAUAAAGUUUUCUUGAAAACA
Messenger RNA from Helicoverpa armigera (cotton bollworm), 4508 nucleotides. RefSeq names its product acyl-protein thioesterase 1-like (gene Apt1). The record is from RefSeq and is a predicted model, not a curated record. Gene Ontology annotation, molecular function: carboxylic ester hydrolase activity; palmitoyl-(protein) hydrolase activity. The transcript is spliced from 5 exons. The coding region runs from base 120 to 773 and encodes 217 amino acids. Gene Ontology annotation, biological process: protein depalmitoylation. Lineage: Eukaryota; Metazoa; Arthropoda; Insecta; Lepidoptera; Noctuidae. Gene Ontology annotation, cellular component: cytoplasm.